Molecule: messenger RNA, 10058 nt
Organism: Pocillopora meandrina
Lineage: Eukaryota; Metazoa; Cnidaria; Anthozoa; Scleractinia; Pocilloporidae
Source: the annotation of a GenBank genome assembly
UAAUUUCCUUUAGCGUCGGAAAUUCAGCCAAUAACUUCAAAUUUCACCUUUCUUUUAGUCUAAUUUUAGAGACUUUUUCCACAAUGAUUGCCUUUUGAGACAAGUAGAAGUAUCAAAUAGUCCUAAAGCUGCCUGAAAGUCGUCAAAAUAGGACUAAACUUCUGCUGUGUUUCUUCUUUUAUUCGCUGUUUGGCGAGUAUGGCGUCGAAUUCACCAGGUAAGCUUAGAAAUUUACGCUUGUUCUUAACUAUAAACGGCGCACAUAGAUCAACAGGUUUGAUGAUUUACAAGAGCUGGUCUUAUAUCUAGUCUUAAAACGUUAGAAAGCUUCUUUAAUUGUGGGUGAUAUUGUUUGCAAUAUAUUACGUUAAUGUAUAAGUUUGGUUUGGUAUGAAAUGUUCCAUUAUCCAGCGUUUCAAUUGAGGCGUGUGUUUAUUCGGACUUGUCCCUUCUCAAAUACGGAAUUUUUUUGCCUCUCAUAGGUAGCAGAUUGUCAAGAGAGAAGCUCAAACUGAACUUCCAAGGUGGAAUAGAGAAAAAAAAGUUAAACCUCGCAGGACUCGCGACACGACAACCAACACCGCUUCAAUCCAAUAUGUAAGAUAAAUAUUUAACGCAUAACAUAAGCUAUCGAAUUCCUGUUUACAGCUUCCUCUUUCAAGAAGACAAACAAUUUUAUUGUAGAUCAGCAAGACAUUAGUCGGUGUCUGUGUCAUUAAAGAGCGCGAUUCUAACAAUUUAUGAAGUAGCAAUUAACCGUGAAUUAAAUUUAAUUGCAGCUGUCAUUGUGCAACAUUAGCGACUCACAGUUUCAACUUUCAGAUUCAUUUUAUGAUUUCUUUUGUGAAACGUGGAAACAAUCCUACUCAAAAGGCCUCAUUUGUUUUUUGUUUUGAUAAUGCCAUGAAUGUAGAUUUUAAUUUGUGAUUCAAUUUUAUCACUUAGUUCAAAAUUUUUCAACUUGUGUGAUUUUUGUCUCUUAAGCUGUGAUGCCAUGAUACUUAGCACGUCACCUUUUAUUUAACUCUUUAAUUUCAUUACCAACUCAGCUGAUUAAACCAAACUAUCCUAUAGUAUUCCCCUCUAAUGCAACACCACAGUUUAUUUAGAAACUUGCCAAAACUGGUUUGAAAAUGUCAAAGAAAGGAAACAUUUGAACCACAAUUUAAAGCUAUGUAAGAGACAGAGCAUCAUUUUUAUCGUGUUUAUCAGGUUUUUCUAAUAUCAAUAUGUUGGAAAGUCAUUUAUCCUUUAGAUAGUACCAUCAACUUUUGGCACAAAAAGAUUUUAUUUCCUUUUUUUUUUUUAAGUGAAAGACUCCGAACUCACAAAGCUGUUGGAAAACUGUCAUUUGGCCCGGAUCAGGUAAGCUAUUUAUAUUGAAUAAACAUUUUCACUUCAAUUAAUGUAGUGUAAUUUGAUACAAUUUGUAAUGUAUAUCAGAUUCUUCCGUGGGGAAGAAUAAACCUCUAAAAUUUUCCUCUCUCUAAACUUUGUUGCCCAGUUGGUAGUAAGGCUCAACUACUAGCACUAUCUAUGAGGCUCGGGCUCGAAUCCCACUAAAACCUUAAGUUUUUAUUCUGGCUUCUCUUCUGCACUUGGUAAAAUCAUCAUGGAUCAUGGCUUUAUUUCAUUUUAUUUGUGAUAUAAUUUCUUAGUCAGGAUGGACCUCUAUUGGCUUAAAUGUAUGGUGACUUUGAUAUAGUGUUAGGCUAGGAGUCUGAUAAGAGGAACAGGCAGGCACCUUACUUAUUUUCUUGUACAUCUAGCUGCACAAGGGAGGUGGGGAAAGGGAAUGAACAGAAAUGAAAAUUUAUGGCUUAUCAUGUGAGCUUUGAACUCCAGAGUUUAAAUCAAUGAAAUUUAUGAUUUCAUGAAAUACUUUUUAUAGAUUAUGGUUGGUACCUGUCAUGUUUGCUGUUGUUUUUGCACCUUCUAAUAUGUAUGUUUUGUUUGUGUAAAAUUUCCAUAAUAGAAUUAUGAAUAUUCAUCGGAAGACCUGGAUGAUUGUGGUGAGAUUGGUAGAGGUGCAUAUGGCACUGUCAAUAAGAUGUUACAUAAGGAAAGCAACACCUACAUGGCAGUUAAGGUAAAUUAACCCUGAUAUUCAUGUUUCUAUCUACCCUAUACUUGUUUGAAAAGUUUUGCUGUUAGCCAUAGAAUAGGGUCCUAGUAUAGCAAACUAUUAUGGUGUGGUUUGUCUUUUGGUAAAAACAUCUUCAAUGGCUUAAUGACCUCUUUUCCUUGUUCAGUGCCAUCACCCAAUGUUAGUAACAUGUCUAGCAAUACCAGUAAGAGGGUGGCAAAGUUUUUUAAACUUGACAUAAGAUUAAGUUCAAAAUUAGUAAAUAAUGCAUGUAUUUUAUAGAAAGUUAAGGUAACGUGAGAUUUGAAGUUUUCCAUCUUGAAAUUGUCAUACAUGAAAUACUGUUUAAAGUACAUAUGAAGAGUGAUUUUUUUGAAAAAUUUGUGCGUGAAACAGAAUCAGCCACCCCCUCUUUCCAACCCUCCAAUAAAUGCACAAAUCACUGAGGCUUUAUAGUGCUUUAAUUUCCUAUGUCAUGACAUCUUCUUGAGGGAAUCAACUGUGCCAUUUUAUAAGAAUUAAUCUGUAAUUUAAGGUUUCUUUUUAAAGCACCUGUUUUUCCCUUUCAGAGAAUUCGUUCAACAGUAGAUGAAAAAGAGCAAAAACAGCUUUUAAUGGAUUUGGAUGUUGUCAUGCGAAGCAGUGAUUGUAAAUACAUUGUCAAGUUUUACGGAGCUCUUUUUACUGAGGUACAUGCCAUGAGAAAUAUUCUCUCUUUGGAUAUUCUUAGUGUUUACAGUCUUGCUCUUCUUUUCAAGAGCAAAGUGUAGAUUAAGGGCGAAUUUGAGCUUGAGUUAUUGCACUAAGUGCUGUUAUGGACUAGUUCUGUGAAGGACAGUCAAAGUGAGAGCCGCCUCUCCAUUACUCUCAAGCAUUGUAAACUCAUUCUUUUAAGUCUUAUUGAAACCUUCAAAUGGGAAGUGUCACCCUUCCACUGCAGACACCUUGUCUGCCAAGGAGUGGCUAUUAUAGGAAAAAUUUGUAAACCUAAACAAGAACUGACUUGAGACAGUCACCUAAACUCUAUAUUCACUGUAUCAUGGUUCAAUGGCCCUUUAAGGGAAAUGUUUUAAAACACCAUGGGUUUGAAAUUGCAUUGUACUCAUACCAUCUGGAGGAGGUUCCUCUGAUAUAAAAUGCUUAAUUCUCUGAAUUAAUCUACAGUAAAGCAGCCUGUAUACCAAAUUACUGAACAUAUCUUGGCCUCUAUCUUAGGGUGAUGCAUGGAUCUGCAUGGAAUUGAUGCACACCUCAUUUGACCAGUGUUACCGGCAUAUUUAUGGGGUUGUAAUGGAAACUAUACCAGAAGACAUUCUAGGAAUGACCUCAUUGGCAGUAAGUUUCUGUUUUUAGCAGUGGUGUUGGUUUUUUCUGUAUUAACAUGCAAACUCCUUGGUAGUAGGGCCACAAGAAAAGGUAGAGAACUUCAUCUCCUGAGAAACAAAACUUCUAUGGACCAAUCCACAUUUCAAUAUGCUGCUCUAGCAAAAGGAAUGAAAUUACUUUCCAAAAGAACCUCAUUCCAGCAAUAUACUGAGAACUUUUAAAAUUGAAAAUUUUCAAUUUGUUUUUGAUAUAGAUUAUAGAAUUAACACAAAUGUAGCAUGGAAACUCUUUCUUAUAACUGUUCUCAUAAUCAUUUUUAUUGUCCUACAUCUUUUUGAUGUUUAUCAAAUGUUUAUGCCAACAUUUCAAUAUGGAUCCACUGAUUGUUGUUGUUUUUUUUCCAGUCUCACUAGAGUUUUUAUUCUUUUGUCAUUAUUACCAUUACUGAUACUAAUAUUGUUAUUUUACAAUCUUUGUACACAUAGAAUGUAACUUUUUUUUUUUGCAAAGUGCCUCAAAACAGGGCCAGGGCAUGAACUUGUUUGUUGAAAGGAACAACCCUUUUUUUUUUACACAGGUUGUGAAAGCACUGGACUAUCUUAAAACAAUGCUCAACAUCAUUCAUAGAGGUUUGUUCCUAAUUGUCUAAAUUGAUAUUGUGUCAUCAUGGAUAUAACAACAGUGUUUUUCUGUAUCAAUAUUUCACCUGCAGUCAACUCUUCAUCUUUUCAAUUUAUGUUGUCAGUGGGGUGUACAUAUCAAUUAAUAUGUCUUUACUCUUCCAGAUGUGAAGCCUUCCAACAUCUUGCUCGAUCUUCAUGGACAUAUCAAGCUUUGUGACUUUGGUAUCAGUGGCCAACUUGUUGACUCCAUUGCUAAGACAAGAGAUGCAGGAUGCAAGCCCUACAUGGCGGUAGGUCAUGUCUUUUAUGAAAUAAAUAUUUUAUACCUUUUUUUUUUUUUAUUUGUUAGUCCACUUUUAGGCUUGUGUAGACACUUAUUAUAAUUAUUUAUGAUGGGAAAAUGAUCAAGUGGACCUCGAAGGUGAUCAAAUUUUAACAAUUAUUCACCUAAUGUCAGGAUCAACAUCAACUAUCCACUAGCCUGAUGAAGGACUAAUGCACGAAACGUCAGCUUUGUAACUCUUUAUGUUGGCCAGUUUACAUUAUCAACUCAGUUGAUCAUUCCCACUGACACAGCGCCAUAGUUUCCUUAGAAACUUACCACCUUUAUUUAUCAGCUAGCUUGCUGAGAAGUGUAUUCCAGCCAAAAAGAUUGAAAUUCAUGUUCAAGAACUUACUCAUUUGCCAUCUCUGUGGCACUUGCCUCCUUCCCUUGUACAACUCAUGUGCAAUACUGAAGGGAUGGCAGCAACAUACUCAUGAAACAUAUUGUCACAUCUCUCUGGCUCACAUCUUACACUUCCCUUACUUUAACUGACUGUACAGAUUUGUGUGAUGCAUGUACUGUGCUGUAAUGAAGCUUGAAUUAAUUUUUGGAUGACUUGCCAAUCUUAGUUCUUUAAAGCAAUUACAUGUAGGGAAAGAAAGUAGGUUUCUCUCCCAGGAGCAAAAUGAUAUCAGGAUAUUGUUGGUAAAUCUCUUCUUAAAUUAGAGUAGUUUGAAGAAAGACUUGUACUAUGUAGUGCAGCUCAAAGAUAAGUAUAGCUAAUAAUGUGAUUUUGAGUGCAAUUUGUUGUAAAUAGGCACCAGUAAUUUUUUUCAAAGAUGGUGUGGUGUGCUUAUUACACCAAAUAGCAAGAGAACGGAUGUCAUUUCUUGUUUGUAAUGUACAUGAAAAAACAUUGCAGAAAGUAAAGACAGAUGAAACCUUGAAAGUGUGUGCACACUACUUGUACUCUGCUCUUGUGUUACAACUUUGCACUUGUGUUACAUGAGAAUGCACUCCUUUCUAGUGGAUCAGAAGCACAUAAUUUCUUCAUGUUUUUUAUAAGGGAGCAAAAUAUGUGCAUUACACUUGUAUAGGACAAGUCUAGGUGUUACAGAUUUACUUUGUUCCUGGAAAAGGGAGUCAAACAAAGGUUGUUUGUUGUUCCUCAUCAAACUGAAUCAGCUGAAUAUAAUUUUUAAUUCCUCAUAGCCUGAGAGGAUAGAUCCCAUGUCUUCAAGACAAGGAAGUUAUGACAUCAGAUCAGAUGUGUGGAGCUUUGGAAUUACCUUAGUAAGUUAAAAGAACUGUUGGUUAUUUAAAUUAGAACCCUGAUAAAUCAAACUUGCAAGGGAAACAAAAAAUGGUUAGAGUUAGCGGGGUUCGAGUUAGCUGAUAGUAAAUAACUGAAAAUGGGAUCAAGAGAAAUCAGAUCUUGUGCGAGUUAUCAGGGGGUUUGAGUUAGUGGGGUUCUGCUGUAUUGUGUUUGAUCUUCUUGAAUCUUUAUUAAGUCAUAAGAUAAAUAAUCACAUAUCCUAUGUUACAACAUUAAAAGAAGGUAUAUAUAUAAAUUACAGAGAAAAUCAAGAUAAAAAUUAUAAGACUAGAUUAUGUUUAAAAAUUAAGCGAUUAACAAACGUGUUUUUGAACCUAUCAGUGUUUAUUUUAGGAUGGUGACUUGUCUCUUUCCUCAGAUUGUACUUGGUUAAUUUCUUUUUUGGCAUUAUAGCUCUUAAAGGGUGUAUUAUAUUAUUAAAAACAUUCUUGAAGAUACGCGUGUCCUGUUGAACUAACAAUUCAUAAACAUUAAUGUGAUCGGAUGUAUACUUGCGCUUAUAACAUCGAUCUAAGAAACAUUGGAUUGUUGUUAAUUCGAAUUUACAGCGCCAAAUACGGACAACCCGUAUAAUAUAUUUGGUAGAACCAGAUUUAGAAACAGAUGGUCUAUUUCGCCUGAUUGUACCCUUCUUUCCUUAAAGAUCUUAAAAUGAACAGGCACUUGUUUGCUUUAAUUAGUUUUUCCCGAAUAUGUGUUAUGAACCUACUGUCUUCCUGAAAUGUUACCCCUAAAAUAGUAAGCUCUUUUGUCUGUGGUAUUCCAGACACCAUCGGAAACUCUAUUGUACAACCUUUCUUGCGGAAAAUGAUUUCCUUGCACUUAGAUGGAUUGCUACACAUACCAUUACUUCUAGACCACUGGGAAAACUGAUUAAUCAGUGCGAUAGAAUUGUCAUUAUCACCUAUCACAGGCGAGAUAAUGGUUGUAUCAUCUGCAUAUUUUACCAGCACGCUCUUAUUGUCCAAGUGUAUCUCUAAAUCACUGAGAAAGACAUUGAACAAGUGCGGCCCGCUGACACUUCCUUGGGUGGUACCUUUGUUGACACUUUUCCAUUUUCCAAUAAACCCAUUUCUAAUGACUCUCUGCUGCCUGUCUUCCAAAAAGCUUAGAUACCAGUUAACUAUAAAAAUGAUGUGUGGUUCACUUCAAUCUGAAUGCGUUGGGAAGAUAUGUAGAUAAAUUGAGGUUCAGGGUUCGAGUUAGCUGAUUGUAAAUAACUGAAAAUGGGAUCAAGAGAAAUCAGAUCUUGUGCGAGUUAUCAGGGGGUUUGAGUUAGUGGGGUUCUGCUGUAUUGUGUUUGAUGUGUGGUUCACUUCAAUCUGAAUGCCUUGGGAAGAUAUGUAGAUAAAUUGUACCCAACUGAUUAACACCUUUAGUUACUCGAAAUCAGAACUGUGAGCUGUAACACCAUUUGAUGGUCACAGGUUUAUUUAUGCCCUGGAUUUUAUUAUAGAAAAAAACCAGGAAAGAUUUAUUACUCGACGUUUCGGGGUCAUCGUGACUCCAUUAUCAAGAGACUAGUUUAAAAACAUGCAAAUAAGGAAAGGUACAAGAAUAGCAUAAAUUAGAAUGAACGGCUUAAACAAACGCCAAGGUGUUUGUUUAAGCCGUUCAUUCUAAUUUAUGCUAUUCUUGUACCUUUCCUUAUUUGCAUGUUUUUAAACUAGUCUCUUGAUAAUGGAGUCACGAUGACCCCGAAACGUCGAGUAAUAAAUCUUUCCUGGUUUUUUCUAUGCCUUUGCUUUAGCAAAUCCCUGCUGAUCAAGAUUUUAUUAUGCAGUGCCAAAAACACCCAUUCCUAGGCUAGGUCAAAUGCACUUUACUAAUCCAUGGUCAUUACUAGCUGAUAAAUAGUUUUGAAUAAUCACUUCAGCAUCAUCCUGGGGAUUGUUUGAAGCAAAGUUAUAUUCACCUAUGAUGAUCAGCAAGCAUUUUUAAACUCCCAUGAGUGUCCAAGACAGAAUUUCUUGUUACAGUAUCAAUACACUAUCAAGCAGAUGAGUGUUUGGAAUAAAGAAAAAUAUAAAUUAGGAGAUUAUCAGUUGAUCCCAUACCAAAUUCUCCCAACUAACAUCAAAGGAAUUGUAUGGCAGACAUCUAGGAGAAUUACUUGUGAGAUCUUGAGAGUGAAAGGGCUAAAAAUGAACUUUAGUGUAUUCUCCAACACUUUAAAUCAUUGAGCUUGAAAAAAGGAAUAAUUAUUUAAUUUAAUAGCUGUCUAGAUGAUAAUCAGACUGUCUGUAUUUCAUUCCAUACUUAAAGAUUAAUUCUUCAUCAGAAGCCUCAAGGAAUGUACUGUGUGAUUUCCCUUAGGAAAAUUACCACUUGAUAACAAUCUUGUAAUGGGUGACAAGACUAGAGGGAGUGACCUCCAAAGAGGUGCUUAUGAUUCAUUUUUAAUGAGAAUAAUUGUUUUUUAACAUCAAAUGACAGAUUGAACUUGCCACUGGAAAAUUUCCUUAUCCCAAAUGGAAGAGUGUAUUUGAUCAGCUGACUCAGGUUGUGAAGGGAGACCCACCACGCUUGACCAACAAAGAUGGAGGAAACUUUUCAGAUGAAAUGCUUGCCUUUACAAAUGUGUGGUUAGUAAAUUGAAAUUGUUUGCAUCAAAUAUUAUGCAGGCAAUCAACGUAGAGUUUGGGCCAUCUUCAAACAACAAAUUUUUGCUAAAUGAAUGUACAUGAAGCCUAACUUUCAUGAAAUUAGUAGCAACCUCUAAAGAUGUCUUGAAAGCUUGGUGACUUAUUAUUAAUUAUUAUUGGGCAUAGAUAAGUUACUGUGGCUCCUUAACAAGUUUUUCUGUUUUUAAUUUUCAAUUUGAAUUCCUAUCAUCUUGGCUGUAAACAAGCAAUAGGAAACUAAGACAGUUUGUGAAAAAUUGUAGGGCAAGGUCUAUAAUAAUUUCAGAGGCAUGACCAUAACUGAUCUUAGUUCUAAUGUAAUGAUUGUUUCUGUGUGUCGUUUGUUUUCCUAGCCUUACCAAAGAUGUUACAAGAAGACCAAAGUACAGAGAAUUGCUCAAGCAUCCUUUUAUCCUAAGGUAUGAGGAAAAGCAAGUUGAUGUGGGAUCCUGGCUCAGUAGAAUCUUGGCGCAGGCGCCACUGAACUUUGAUAGAUUAGAGUUAUGAUGCUUUGAAAUAAAUAAAACUAUUUUUGCACCAGUUAAUGUAAAUAAUACCCAAAACUUCCUGAAUGUGAGACUGUGAACUUGAGUCAAGAGAGAUUAAAUUCUAUUGACAAGGGUCAGUAACCAUCUUCAAACUAAUUGAAAGAAAUCAAUAGUUUUUCAUCUUUAUAGUAGUUUUAACAUAUGAUAACAAGCUAGUGGAAAUGUCAAACCAUUUUAUAUUGUAGGUCACUGUGUAACAAACAAAAUGUUCAGUGAUUGGCCCAAAUGAAACCAAGAAAUGUUGUAAGAUCUCUAUAAAUCUGUGAGAUUGUUCACUCUCAAAGACUCCGAUAGGAGAAAUGGGUAUUCAAGUUGUUUGUUUUUUGCAUUUCUGAAAACUGGCCAAACCACUUGUUCAAUAUAUAAGCUUCUUUGCACCUCUAUUGUUGUUGUUGUUGUUUUUCUUUGUUCUCAGUUGUGAAAUGAAUUAAGGGUUAGAAACAUGAGUUAUGAGCUGUGGUAUUGUGUAAGGUAUUUUUAAAAUGGUCAUUUCAUUUGUGAGUUUCAUGGCAUUGAAUAAACCAUGAAAUACAGUAUCACUGCAAGGAACCAGUUGGUUCAAGCAGAAGAUGAAGUUUUGAGAAUUAGUUUGCUGCAAUGUAUUAGAGGGUGAAAGGUUUCUAAAUUUAAUACUUUUUUUUUGUCUUAUUUGCUGAAAUAUUUGAAAAACUUUCAUUGUACAUUAUAAUUUUACUUUACUUAGUUUUUCUUUGGGUUUUCAUGGAGAGAUGGGCAUAAAGAAGUAAGCUAUUUCUUGAAAAAAAGAAAGAAACUUUUUCAAUUGCUUUUGCAUGCUUUGUUCAUUGAAGCUUUAAACCAAAAAUAUUUUUUAAGUCAUUAUUAACAGUGUGAUAAUGAUUAGGUGCAUUAAGAAAUGCAGUAGAUAAAUAUGUUGUGCAGUGCUGUUGCAGGUUCAGCUUUUUUUAAAACUAGGUUUUGCUACAAGGUAAUGUGUUCUGGUUUCCAACAAAAGAAAAUGAACAAAAAUGAUUCAAAAAUAGGAAAGUUGUUUUGAUAAAUUGUUAUUCUUUGUGAGUCACACUUCAGUGCCCUUGAUCAUUUACUUAUUUAAAUGUAAACAAGUGUUAUUUGAAGAUGCUCAGUGAAUGAUUACAAUAAAAAGCAAUAUAUUCUCGUGACCAUGUGUUUAAAUUGCAAGGGUUACAGUACAAGGAAGGGAGUAACAAAAUAUCACAAUUUUAGCCUUUAUCUCUUUGUACGAUUACAUGUCAUUUGAUAUUUAUUAAAAU